Molecule: messenger RNA, 1038 nt
Organism: Raphanus sativus (radish)
Lineage: Eukaryota; Viridiplantae; Streptophyta; Magnoliopsida; Brassicales; Brassicaceae
Exons: 6
Coding region: 226-804 (192 amino acids)
Biological process (GO): intracellular protein transport; vesicle-mediated transport
Cellular component (GO): cytoplasm
Molecular function (GO): GTPase activity; GTP binding
Source: RefSeq, a predicted model, not a curated record
AAGCCGACCGAAUCUAAAAGACAGACAAAUUGGAAUCAUCAUCCCUCGUAACGAAAACGCUACCUUCUCUUCUCUUCUCUUCUCUUCUCUCUUCCCUUUUUCUUUCUCGGAAGAAAGAUCUUCCUCGUGUUCCUGGAAAUCAAUCAAUCGUCUUCGUUUAGUUAUCUCUGUUAUUAAUAGAAAGUACAAUAGAGGAGGGAUCAGAGAGCUUUUGGGGGCGUUGACAUGGGUCAAACUUUUCGCAAGCUUUUCGAUACUUUCUUUGGCAAUCAGGAAAUGAGGGUCGUUAUGCUGGGUCUGGAUGCGGCCGGCAAAACAACUAUACUCUACAAGCUCCACAUAGGAGAAGUUCUGUCCACUGUUCCCACAAUCGGUUUCAAUGUGGAGAAAGUCCAGUACAAGAAUGUGAUGUUCACAGUUUGGGAUGUUGGUGGCCAAGAAAAGCUCAGGCCCUUGUGGAGGCAUUACUUCAAUAAUACCGAUGGACUUAUAUACGUGGUAGAUUCCUUGGACCGUGAGAGAAUUGGUAAAGCUAAGCAAGAGUUUCAGGAGAUCAUAAAAGACCCAUUCAUGCUUAAUAGCGUCAUUCUAGUGUUUGCAAACAAACAAGACAUGAGAGGAGCCAUGUCUCCCCGAGAAGUAUGUGAAGGGCUUGGCUUAUUAGAUCUCAAGAACAGGAAAUGGCAUAUACAAGGCACAUGUGCUCUUCAAGGAGAUGGCCUCUAUGAAGGCUUAGACUGGUUAUCCUCUACGCUCAAAGAGGUUAGAGCAGCUGGUUUCUCAUCCGCUGGCCCCUUGUUUUAACCUACUUUUGUCCGCAUAUGACCAAAUCAAGCUCAUGGUGUCUCUCAAGUCUCUCCACCAUUAUAUACUUUUGUUCCAUAACCAAAGUCUUCUUCUUGGCCUCUGAAGACUUUUUGUGAAAGCCAAUGUUAUUAUCAAACUAUACUCACUGUUUGCAUGAUAUGACGCUUGGGCUUCAUUGUAUACACUGAUGAAAAAAAAUGUUUAAUAUGCAAAAUUAUCGUUAAUUGUCCC